Messenger RNA from Zingiber officinale, 3522 nucleotides. RefSeq names its product serine/threonine-protein kinase EDR1-like. Gene Ontology annotation, molecular function: protein kinase activity; ATP binding. Bases 89 to 3121 code for a protein of 1010 amino acids. Lineage: Eukaryota; Viridiplantae; Streptophyta; Magnoliopsida; Zingiberales; Zingiberaceae. The transcript has 13 exons. The record is from RefSeq and is a predicted model, not a curated record. Gene Ontology annotation, biological process: protein phosphorylation.
GCGCUCCUUGACGCCGUGCCGUUGUCGUCUUGGAGAAAGGAGAGGAGGCGGAGGAGGGUCCGGUGGCGGAGCAAGCGAUCGGAACACGAUGAAGAACAUAUUCAAGAUCAAGCGGCACCCUCACCGAUCCAACGAGAUUCCCUCCCCCUCUUCGGUGGCUCAGUCGCCGGCGCCGUCGCCCACAGCUGCGGCCUCCCCUUCGUGCGCGGCAGACCACAGGGCCGCUUCGUCCGGUGCGUCUCCGACGACACCAUCCCCCGUCGAGCCUCCGCGGGCAACUGCUCCCCCUGGGGAGGACCGUCAGGACUACUUCUCGUCGGAGGAGGAGUUUCAGGUGCAGCUGGCGCUCGCGAUCAGCGCUUCGAAUUCGGAGUUCGGGGGCGAUUUGGACGGCGAUCAGAUCCGAGCGGCGAAGCUGCUGAGCUUGGGGAGGGACCGGAUCAACCAGGAUCGGGAGGAGGGGACGUCCGAGUCGCUGUCACGGAGCUAUUGGGAUUACAAUGUCCUCGACUAUGAUGAUAAAGUUGUGGAUGGGUUCUAUGACAUAUAUGGCCUCUCUGGCAAUUCUGCAAGUCAGAGAAGGAUGCCAUCGUUAACUGAACUCCAAACAAGAAUUGGGGAUCUAGGUUUUGAAGUCAUCGUUGUCAACCGUGCAAUUGACCCUGCAUUAGUAGAGUUGGAGCAAGUGGCACAGUGCAUUUUGUUAGGAUGCCCUACUACUGAAACUGGAGUGCUGGUUCAGAGAGUAUCUGAAUUGGUCAUGGAUCAUAUGGGUGGUCCUGUUAGAGAUGCAAAUGACACACUAACAAAGUGGAUGGAAAAAAGUACGGAGCUACGAACCACACUUCAGACGAGUUUGCUACCAAUUGGCUGCAUAAGAGUAGGGUUAUCCCGGCAUCGUGCUCUACUAUUCAAGGUUCUUGCGGAUAAUAUUGGCAUUCCUUGCAAGCUCGUAAAAGGGAGUCAUUACACAGGCAUGGAUGAUGAUGCCAUUAACAUAAUAAAGUUGGAUGAAAGGGAAUUUUUGGUUGAUCUUAUGGCUGCUCCAGGCACUCUAAUCCCAGCUGAUGUACUCAGUCUAAAAGAAACUUCUUCCAAACCAAUCAUAAGCAAGAGAAUGAGCUCUUGGGCAAGCAGACCAGAGGAUGAUUUUUUCAACAAUGAACAGUUGCACCUUGAUGUUAAAACUGGCAAUCCAGUUUCAUCCUUGGAUCAUAAUCAAACUGUUGAUAAGAGAACAAUAUACGAAAGUCCAAUUGCAAUAUCUUCAGUUCUAAGUGAUCGUAAUGGUGAAUCCUCUACAAGUAGUGGACGUAAUUCUAGGGGAAAUAUGACGUUAUCUAUACAAAAUGGAUCGGAUCAAUCUACAUCUACCAGUGUAACAACUUCAAAGCAGAAGGGAAUUGUUGUUGCUGUUUCCGUGGAUGGAAAUAAUUUAGGUAAAGGAAAGCUCAACUCUAAUUUUACUCCACAAGAUGCUGCUGAUGUAACAAACCUUUUUGCUGAUCUGAACCCAUUCCGAGAAACUGUUGCUGCAAAAGCAGCUCCACUUCCCAAAGCUUCUGAUGGUGCAAAUAUGGGAUACCAGAGGCACAGGGAAAACAUUGCUAUAGGACCUGGAAGAUCCCAAGUUCCAUUGGUUUGGAAAGGCCGAUCUGCUUGUAAUGAGAUUCCUAAUACAAAACAGAACAAUUUGGUGGAGUCAAAUCCACAAAGGAACUUCACACCAAACGCUUCGUCUUCUAAAAUGCCCAGCUCUGCUGCAAAAGCAUUUUCUGGAGUUUCAACUAAUGUUGCUGGUUCUUCUGCCAUUUCAAACUCUGUAGCUAUUUCUGAGAACCAAACUCGUCGACCUGCUAUGAAUAUGGGUUAUCAUUCGUCAGAAUAUGGCCAGACCAAUAAUGUCUCAGAAAAUAAUAUGCACCAUAAAUUGGACAGGAGCCGUGAUGUUCAAGCAGAUAAAGCACACAUCUCAAUUUCAUCAUCAGAAGCAAAGUAUGAAUUUAAUGACCAUGGUGGCAAAAUGGUUUUGGAUAGCAGCCAGUUAAAGGUGCUACAGAAACAAGGGGAAAAUGCUGACAUCAAACAUGAUAAGCAAAAUCAUGAUAGACUCACAGAAAUAAGUGUGAACACUGUUCAUCAAGAAUCUUCAAGUUCCUUCCAAGUAACUCCUAGUAUUUAUGAAGAAUCUUCAAAUUGUUCACAAGUCAGGCCAAGUAAGGUUGACCCUGUGCUAGAUGAUGUGGCUAAUUGGGAAAUCCGCUGGGAGGAACUAAUAAUUGGAGAGAGGAUUGGACUAGGUUCUUAUGGAGAAGUGUAUCGUGCUGAUUGGAAUGGAGAGGAAGUAGCUGUGAAAAAGUUCCUAGAUCAGGACUUUUAUGGGGAUGCUUUAGAUGAAUUCCGCAGUGAGGUUCGUAUAAUGCGCAGGUUGCGCCAUCCAAAUGUUGUUCUCUUUAUGGGUGCUGUAACUCGGCCUCCUAAUCUAUCUAUUGUUUCUGAGUUUCUUCCAAGAGGAAGCUUGUACAGGAUUCUUCAUCGCCCUAAUUGUCAAAUUGAUGAGAAUCUCAGGAUAAAGAUGGCUCUUGAUGUGGCUAAGGGAAUGAAUUGCUUGCACACGAGUAUACCUACCAUCGUCCACCGUGAUCUUAAAUCACCCAAUCUAUUGGUGGACAAGAAUUGGACUGUUAAGGUGUGUGAUUUUGGCCUGUCACGCUUGAAGCAUAGCACAUUUCUAUCUUCAAAAUCUACUGCUGGAACGCCGGAGUGGAUGGCACCCGAGGUGCUGCGCAAUGAAAAAUCCAAUGAAAAAUGUGAUGUAUAUAGCUUUGGAGUGAUCUUGUGGGAACUUGCGACCCUGAGGAUGCCGUGGAGUGGCAUGAACCCAAUGCAAGUGGUUGGGGCUGUUGGAUUCCAGAAUCGGCGGCUUGACAUCCCAAAAGAAGUCGAUCCUCUGGUUGCAAGGAUUAUAUGGGAAUGCUGGCAAACGGAUCCAAGCUUGCGCCCCUCAUUUGCACAACUGACAACUGCGCUCAAUUCCUUACAGCGGCUGGUCAUUCCCUCACAACAGGAGCCAGAAACCCCCCUAGUGCCCCAAGAAAUCUCAGUGAAGUCAACCCCCUAAGUAUUUGCAGUGUACAUAAGCAUAUACACCUCCUUGGCUUCUGCCAUUUAGGCUGUUUUUUUUCUCUUUUCAUGGCAAUGAUUGUUUGUAAAGUGUUUGAUCAUGUCGAUAGCAUCACUAAGUCAAUAACUUUAAAAGGGAGUUGAUAUGUAUCUAUGUAUUUGUUUUCUCGCUCUCUUUUUGUUUUGUUUGCUGGCCGAACCGGCUAGCUUUAAUUGGAUACACUGUAGGAGAGGUAAGAACAUUUGUUACUAAACUGCAUCGCAGCAUCUUCAUUCUGUCAGUUUGUGUUGUAGAAGCAUUGUACUAGAAAUGUAUAUGCUGUUCUAGGAUGACUUUGUAACUUGACUACUACUUUAUUCUUUAAUGUCGCUUGAUCUGGUGUAUCGGUUCAACUUUCA